AUGACCCGGAAUAACGCGUUGGCAAUGCUGUCGCAAGAGUCCCAGGUGGCCGUCACCGAGCUAGUGCCUAAGCCUGCUCGUCAACCGUCGACUUGGUAUGCGUGGAUGUGCUGGCAAGCAAUAUGGUACUCAAGUGAGGCUUGCGGCGUAUUAGGCUCGAAAGUUGGUCACCCCACGUGA
Sclerotinia sclerotiorum 1980 UF-70 is the source of this 180-nucleotide messenger RNA. RefSeq lists its product with no specific name. Lineage: Eukaryota; Fungi; Ascomycota; Leotiomycetes; Helotiales; Sclerotiniaceae. Bases 1 to 180 code for a protein of 59 amino acids. The record is from RefSeq and is a predicted model, not a curated record. The transcript is spliced from 2 exons.